Messenger RNA from Python bivittatus (Burmese python), 5864 nucleotides. Lineage: Eukaryota; Metazoa; Chordata; Lepidosauria; Squamata; Pythonidae. The record is from RefSeq and is a predicted model, not a curated record.
GGAAGAGUUCAUGCUGCCCACUGUAAGGCUUUCCUUCCACACAGAAUAAGCCACUGCCCUCUAUGAAUAGUUCCUUAAUGCAGUGUUCCUCAACCUUGGCAGCUUUCAGAUAGGUGGACUUCAACUCCCAGAAUUCCCCAGCCAGCCUUGUGUUCAUUCUGUCCACAGCCCUACCCGCUGCCCCAGUUCCUUCUCUGGUCUUAAUUUAGUAGCCACCAUCCAUCAGCUUGCUGGAACAAGCCAGAAUGGCUGAUCGAGUGCUUGUGAUUGGCAGCGGAGGCAGAGAACAUGCACUAGCUUGGAAACUGGCACAGUCUCUACAUCUGAAACAGGUACUGGUUGCUCCAGGAAAUGCUGGAACAGCCAACGAUGGGAAAAUGUCUAAUUCAGCUGUUUUAAUUAGCAACCAUACUAUACUUGCCCAGUUCUGCAAAGAUCAUAACAUUGGAUUUGUGAUUGCUGGACCAGAAGCUUUGCUUGCUGCUGGAAUUGUUGAUGACUUGGUAGCAGCUGGAAUCCAGUGUUUUGGCCCUACAGCCAAAGCAGCACAGUUGGGAACAAAUAGAUAUUUCACUAACAUCUUUCUUGAUCAGCAUGGAAUUCCCACAGCAAGAUGGAAAGCAUUUUCAAAUCCUAAAGAAGCAUGUGCUUUUAUUAACAGUUUCUUGAAGCAGAUUGCUGCAUCUCUGAGCAAGUUCUACCCCAGUUCUGGAGGUUCACCAUGGAUGGUCAGUCCAUGCAGUGCAGAUUUUCCUCCACUGGUCAUAAAGCCUAGUGGUUUUGGUCCUAGAAAAGAAAUAGUUCUUGCAUCCAAUCGAGCAGAUGCCUGUAAGGCAGCACAAGACAUUCUUCAGGACAACAUGUGUUACCAUUCUGGAGACUCCUGUGAGACAGUUAUCAUUGAAGAACUUCUUAAAGGGGAAGAAUUUUCAUGUUUAUGCUUUGUUGAUGGAGCCACUUUUAUUCCCAUGCCUCCAGUCCGGGUCCAGAAGCAGCUGCCGAAUGACAACGAGAGUCCAAGCAUUGUUGGAAGAGGAGCCUUUGCCCCUUGUCCUCAGGUUUCUGAAGUUCUUCUAGAAAACAUCAAAAGCACACUCCUUCAACGCAUUCUUGAAGGUAUGAAGCAAGAAGGCAUGUCAUAUGCAGGUGUGCUGCAAGUAGAAUUAAUGCUUACUAAACGAGGUGUGGAAGUUUUAAGUGUUGGCUGUCAUUUUGGUGACCCACAAUGCCAGGUAGUUCUUCAACUUCUUAAAAAUGAUCUUUAUGAAGUUAUCCAAGCUGCAGUUGCUGGCCAACUCUGCAAUUCCACAUUGGCUUGGUUAGAUAAUUGUACUGCUGUGUCAGUUGCCAUGGAAAGUGGUGGCUAUCUGCAACAUCAUAAACAGAGCAAGGAAAUCACUGGGCUUCUACAGGCUAAAGAGUUAGGCCUUGAAAUCUUUCAUGGAGCUACUGUAAUAAAGGAAGGCAAAGUGCUGAUUAAUGGAAACAGAAUCUUUACAGUAACAGCUGUCAAGCAAGACCUCAUGUCAGCACUUGAAGAUGUCUACAAAGGACUAGCAGUCAUUUCUGUCCAGGGUGCAACCUACAGAAAAGAAGCUACCCAUCAAACUAUAGCAUUCUUCAGACAAUCUGUGUCUCCAUCAUAUGAAGAUAGAAUUUCAGAUUCUAUAGCUUGCAGUAUCUUGGAUCAUUCAUCUGUGUUACCAGCUGCAAUGGGUUCCAAGCUGGGUUGCUAUGGGCAUGACGGGAUCAUUCCUGCCUUCUUUGAUUUGAGAGCAUCUGGUUAUCGUGAUCCCAUUCUAGUAUCCCAUGCUAAAGGCAUUGGGACAAAACUUAAGAUUGCCCAGUUGUGCGAUAAGCAUGACACGAUUGGUCAGGACUUGGUGGCUAUAUGUGUCAAUGACCUACUGGUUCAAGGUGCUGAGCCUCUCUUCUUCCUUGGCCAUUUUACCUUUGGAAAACUGGAUGCUGGUGUGGCUCAGCUCACUCAGGCAAUCUCAGAUGGGAUAGCUGAAGCUUGUAAACUGGCAGGAUGUACCUUCCUUGGAAGAGAAACUAAUGAAAUGCCUGGCACAUAUACAGCUGGAGAAUACAACCUGGUUGGCUUUGCAGUUGGUGCUGUGGAACGAGGCAUGACGCUUCCUCAGAAGGGGAGCAUUGCCAGCAAAGAUACUGUAAUUGGAAUAGCUUCUUCAGGGCUUCAUCACCAAGGAUUUGACCUUGUGAGGAAGAUUUUUUUAACAUCAUCCCUUCAUUAUUUCUCUCCAGUUCCUGGUGGAUAUAGUAACCGCACCUUAGGAGACCAGUUGCUGACUCCGACCAAAAUCUAUAGCAGAACCCUGCUUCCUGCCCUCCGUUCAGGAAAUGUAAAAGCCUACAUCCAUAUUUCUGAUGGAGGAUUGUUGGGAGGCUUUUCCCAGAUCCUUCCUGAAUGCUUUAGUGUAGUUUUAGAUACCCGUAAUUGGAAGAUUCCAUCAAUCUUCUCUUGGCUCCAAAAAGAAGGAAACCUCUCAGAAGGGGAGAUGGUGCAAAUAUUCAACUGUGGGAUUGGUGCUGUUUUGAUAGUCCAGAGGGAAGCCGCCAAGCAGGUGCUGAAGGAUAUCCAGAAAUAUGAGGAUGCGUGGGUGAUUGGAAAAGUAGUUCACCGAGCUGCAGGAUAUCCCCAUGUAGAAAUCAAGAAUCUCUCUGAAGCGCUGCUACAGAAUAAAUGGCCAUCUUUGAAGGAUGUUUCUAAUGCAGAGAGUCAGCUCCAGACCACACACAGAAAGCACAAAGUUAAAGUAGCUGUUCUUAUUUCUGGAACAGGCACAAGCCUUUCAGCACUCCUGGUAUAUGCAAAAGAGCCUGCAAGUUGCUCCCGGGUAGUCCUAGUAAUUGCCAGUAGGUCUGGGGUGGAAGAACUGAGGAAUGCAACCCUGGCUGGGAUCCCUACCAGAGUAAUUGACCAUAAACUAUAUGGAAGCAGAUCAGAAUAUGAAGGCACAAUUGACAGUGUCCUUGAAGAAUUUUCUAUUGAGUUGAUUUGUCUAUCAGGAUUUAUGAGAAUUUUGUCUAGUAACUUCCUUAGGAAAUGGUAUGGGAAGAUGUUGGGAACUUAUCCAUCACUUUCACCAUUAACUAAAAGAAGAGACGCCUAUAACCAAGUACAUCCAUCUGCAGACAAAAUUGUUGGCUGUACUGUGCAUUUUGUCCUUGAGGAGACUAGUCCUGAAGCAAUAAUUUUACAAGAGCCUGUAUAUGCGAAGGCAGAAGAUGCACAGGAGACCUUAUCUGAAAAGAUCAAAGAAGCAGAGAACCGCGUCUUUCCCAUGGCUUUGCAACUGGUUGCCAGUGGAAUGGUGCAGUUGGGAGGAGAUGGAAAAACCUAUUGGAAAAGAGAAAGACAGGAGCCAAUCUGCCAAAAGGAGAAGCAGGACUGUUAAUGCUUCUGUAGCAACAGUUUAAUAUACAGUAUGUGACAAAUGACAAUAGUUCAAGUUCUAAUUCAAUUUUGGUUUCAGUUUGUCACAUCCUUUUAUACAAUCACUAGUUUUCUUUUUUUAUACACAGUUUCAGCUUCUCUUCCUUGAAUCAGAGCAUUAGGACCAGCAAUGGUUCCUUGGGGUGAGGAAAAGGUGGCCCAUGGGCACAAUGUGAGCUACAAGUAGUUCCCCUUCCCAAAGGCAGAUGACUGCAGCAUGAGACACUGAGUUUGGGCUUCUUUUCUACCCUACUUAUAUUGCAAUAACUAAAGCAUAAUUGUCAGGGACUUCCUCACCACUGAGGCUCACCAAAAAAGUCAGCCCAGGAGAUGAAACAGUUAUAGAUGGCCCUGGUAUUUGCUGCCACUACCUCCUCAGCCAAGGAUAUAGGAGCAAGACCGAAAGAAGGAAAUGCCUUCCCCUUUCUAUUAAUUGAAAUGGCACAAGGGUAGCUUAAUCUCUGUUAUUUGUAGUUAAUCUGCAGCAACUGAGGCCCUAGAUUACAAGCUCCUAAAUCAAAAUGUUCACUGCUUAAAGCAGUAUUUACUGUUUAUUAAGACUCAAAUAGCAAAGAGGAACAUGUGUAGGUGUUAGAUCAAUGUUUUUCAAACUUGGCAUCUUUAAGAUGUGUGGACUUUAAGUUGUGUGGAAUUCUGGGAGUUGAAGUCCACACACUUUAAAGUUGUCAAGUUUGAAAAACACUGUGAAAAAAUGUGUUAGACAUUAAGAAAAGGAUUAAGCAAACAGCAGAUGUAAAAAACAUAGCAAAUAGGUCCAUCCAAAACAGAGAUUAUGCCUCAAAGAAAAUAGCUAAGGCAGGGCUUUCAGCCCAUAUAACAGAACAAAGUAACAUGCAACUCAGAGAAUUGUGCACUUUCUUGAGAAUUUUGGGUAUGUUGGAUUUUCCUCCCUAAAUCCAGGAAGACUUCAUCAUGGAGUGGUCUUAAAUCCCUUCUUUCCUUCCUCACUAUCAUGUUGCUGGUCCUGGAGAGAAUUCCCAAAAACAAAAGUCAACCUCUCCCAAGCAAUUUAACCUCAAGGCAAGGGAUGAGUUGUGUUUGUUCAGGAAUUUAGCUACCUGGCUCUCCUGGGUUUCGAUAGGAGGUAGAAGGUAAGAGGUAGAAAGGAUCAGGUUGCAAGUCAAUUGUGUGUGCAUUCUGGUCUAAUGUUGGCAGUGGUGUGUGUAUGUGCUAUCCGGAAUUUGUUUUCCCGGGGUGUCUAUCACAAUAAUGAUCUGAAAUGCCUUGGAAUCCAUUAUCUACAUACUAUGCUGUCUACUCUUGGAUAAAUGAAAAGGCAUUUAGGUUAUGGCCUAUAAUUAUCCUUAGGUAGCACAUUAGCUCAUCUUCCAUCCUGGCCCUGUAGAGAUGGCAACUAUGGUUUUUCUAGUUUUAAAGAGGCAGAUGCCACAGCACAAAUCCUAUGCAACAUUUAGAAUAGCUUCACAAUCUUUCAAGUAGCGACAUGUGUUGGAUGCAAACUGGUUUGGCUGUUACAGAGCCUGCUGAACAGCACUCCUGUUUAGGCCCAUGUCUCAUUGCAAAAUGGAAUUCAGAUGCUUAAUCACAUUAAGAGUAGCAUAAAGAAGUUUUAAUGGAAAUAUCUAAUAAUUGUAUACCAAGUAUAUAAAUAGGAAUUAAACCUGUCUUUGUGAUCAAGAAUAGUAAGCAACUUAAGUAAACUUGAUAACACAAAUAAACUUGAGACUCGCUGUUCAUGUAAAGAUUAUCAAAUGUAGUGAACCAAUUUCAUUGUUCUGCAGUCAUCUUGAGGUUUAGGGUUUUAUUCUUCUAGGUUUAAUUAUCAGUAAUUUUUGUGCUACAAUGUCCAUGCUUUCAUGGUUACAGGGAAAAAGAAAACUAUUACUAGCAGAUGACUAUUGUUUAAUGUCUUUGUGUAUUAAAGGAAACCUCCAGCAAGCAUAUAUAGCAAAGAGGCUUCUGGCACCUUAAAGGCCAACCACUGCUACGACGUAAGGUUUCCUGGACCAUAAUCACAAUAGGUAAUGGCUACCCCUCUGGAAACUUCAAUAAGCAGCUCUGUGAUUUAAUUUUUUAAAAAUUAUUUAUGUUAUUCUUCCAGCACAAUCCUUAGUCUCAUGAAGAAGCAGUAUUUUAAACGUCAGCAUGAUAUACCAUUAUGAAAAUACAUUCUUACUAAAUGUUGUGUAGCUACUGCAUAUUAUUGUACACAUCAUAUAAAGAACAGCCAAGGUUAUAUCUGGUGUGGUAAUUCACUGCUAUCUGUUUCCUUGUAGCUUCUAAAUACCAUGUAGUAUGUUGGCUCCUCCUCCUCCUCAGGUGUGCACAUAGAUGUACAUUCCAAUUAAAGAACUAAAACAGCAAUAUCUUGAUGCAUCAUUCAUAGUAAUUCUAAGUAAUUCCUUUCAUAAACUUCCAGUCA